AUGGCCACCGACAACGACUCAUUCAAAACAGAAUUGCGAAACACCAAAGUUCUUCAAGGGCCAUUCCCAGAAACCACCUUCGACAGAUUCCCCGAAACUCCACAUGACGCAUUCGUAUCAUGGUUCCACGAGGCAGUUGCGGCAGGUGUCAAAGAGCCUCAUGCCAUGACACUUUCAACUGUGGAUGAAGAGGGCUAUCCGGAUGCAAGGGUGCUGAUAUUGAAGAACGUUGAUUCGCGUGGCUGGCAUUUUGCGGUCAAGGCCGACAGCCCCAAAGGGAGACAUAUCAUAAAGAACGGACACGCUGCGUUGACAUUCUAUUGGCCUCAACUUGCUCGACAAAUCCGGUUGAAGGGAAAGGCUAUUGCACUGUCCGACGAAGAAAGCGCUCAUGACUACCAAGCCAGGCCUCUCGCAUCAAGGGUUAGCGCUGUCGCAUCGAAGCAAAGCGAAAUCCUCGUGGAUCGGGAGGAGCUCACUCGUCGUCAUGCAGAGACAGAGGCUCUGAUGUCGACAAACCCGUUCGUGGGUGUGGACAAAUGGCGUGUGUUUGCCGUUGCACCUCAGACAGCCGAGUUCUGGCAGGGUGAUUCUAGCCGCCUUCAUCAACGGCUUCAGUAUGUGUUGGAUGAGAACACCAAUAGUUGGAAGAAGCAUUUACUUUGGCCGUAG
Penicillium angulare is the source of this 672-nucleotide messenger RNA. Its product is annotated as pyridoxine/pyridoxamine 5'-phosphate oxidase. Gene Ontology annotation, molecular function: FMN binding; pyridoxamine phosphate oxidase activity. Lineage: Eukaryota; Fungi; Ascomycota; Eurotiomycetes; Eurotiales; Aspergillaceae. The coding region runs from base 1 to 672 and encodes 223 amino acids. Gene Ontology annotation, biological process: pyridoxine biosynthetic process. The record is from RefSeq and is a predicted model, not a curated record. The transcript has a single exon.